Messenger RNA from Gymnodraco acuticeps, 2180 nucleotides. RefSeq names its product PRELI domain-containing protein 1, mitochondrial-like. Gene Ontology annotation, biological process: phospholipid transport. Gene Ontology annotation, cellular component: mitochondrial intermembrane space. The record is from RefSeq and is a predicted model, not a curated record. NCBI's taxonomy places the organism in Eukaryota, Metazoa, Chordata, Actinopteri, Perciformes, Bathydraconidae. Gene Ontology annotation, molecular function: phosphatidic acid transfer activity. The transcript has 6 exons. Bases 282 to 899 code for a protein of 205 amino acids.
CACGAAGCAGAAGAAGAACUAUGUACGUAGUUCUUUCACAUUAUUCUGAUCUGAACUCUCUAUGGGACAAUGGAUCUAAUUAACUAUCGCUAGUUAUUUUAGAAGGCAAAACACUCAUGAAGCAGGCUCUCUUUGGAUAUUUAUGAGCCUCAUAUUUCACUAACAGUGAUUUCAGGGCUGUGUCAGGUUUUGGAUGGAUUCAGCACCUGAGGUAUUAUUUCCUCGUGUAGUCGCAUCCAGGGACCUCAGGGAUCUGAAUCCUGUACAGCAGCGGGAAGAAAAUGGUCAAGUAUUUUUGUAGUAAUGCAGACAUCAGGAGCACGUGGGACCAUGUUGUCGCUGCUUUCUGGCAGAGAUACCCUAACCCAUUCAGCACCCAUGUCCUCACAGAGGACGUUGUGUACCGGGAGGUGACCGCGGACCACCGGCUGCUCUCCAGACGCCUCCUGAUGAAGACCAAUCGGCUUCCUCGCUGGGCGGAGCGGAUCUUCCCCUCCGGCAUGUCUCGCUGUGUGUACAUCAUCGAGGACUCCAUCGUGGACCCCGUCAACAGGAAGCUGACCACCUACACCUGGAACCUCAACCAUACAACGCUCAUGUCAGUGGAGGAGCGUUGUAUUUUCCAAGACUCCGCGGAGCAGCCGGCCUCCACCCAGAUAAGACGGGAGGCGUGGAUAUCCUCAAACGUUUAUGGCGUCUCCAGACCUAUUCAGGAGUUCGGACUGGCCCGAUUCAAGAGCAACCAGGUGAAGGCCAUGAAAGGGCUGGAGUACGCGCUCUCCAACAUACAGGGAGAGACGCCCCAGCGGCCUCUCAGGGACCCAGUGAAGGCCAAGGGGGGGGCCAAGAGCCUGGCUUCAGCUGCGUCGGUCCCACAGAAACCCCCGCAGUACGUCUGAGGGGCCGCAGUGUGGAGCGCUGUGCAGGUGACAUGAACUCAACACCACGCCUUUUCAUCUCCUCCACUGGACUGAGGGGUUCUGGGAUCUCGCUGAUCGGUGGUUCUUUUGUGUGUUCUUGAAGUAUGAAGCAGCUACCGUGACCUUUCUGUCUACGUUGCGUCUCAGGUCCCGAGCCUUCGUCUGAAACAUAUCGUCUCUGUGGGAAAUUGUUCGGAUUGUGAUCAGCAGCACCUGUUAAUGCUGUAACUACGUCAUGUUUAUAAAUGCACAUUUUCUUGUCUUGCCAUGUAUGUAAUUUAUCUAUUUUAAUUUAUUAAUCUUAUUUUCAUGUAAAACGAUAAAACUCUUCUCAAACAGUUGCACACUUUGGACUUGAAGUAAUAUAUUAUUAUUGUUAUAGGUUCAUCCUCUGAUACUGUGACUGUGUAACUUUAGUUAAGCUUAAACAACUAAAGGACAAGGAUAAGGAAUCGUGGAAUAUUCAAAGGGAUUUCUUAAUGAUUUCUUACUUAUUUAACAUUUUCUGGGGUUGAGACUCUUCGUGUCACUUUCAAACACAUCACACAGUGUGUUGUAUGAGUGUCGGCAUGCAGAGUCCUCUGUAAAACUGCACAUAACAAUAAAACACUUGGUUUAAAAGCUACUGGUACCGAAGCUCUGAUAAUCACAAGAAACCAAAGUGACCUAUAUAAAGUCAUAGUGAGAAGGUUUUCUGUGUUCAGAUUGACUUUGUGAUGUCUCUGUUUGACACUGAGGUCGUUAAGGAACCCUUUUUAUAUCAUUUCCUGUGUAUGAAGCUGAAGUAGUACUGAAUAUGACGAAAGAUUUCAGUGAUUGCAUUCCCUUUUUCUAGAUGGACAUUUCUGGACUUUGCUGCUUCAAAACUUGAACUAUAAUAGUUUUAAAUAAUAUUAUGUUAUAUAUAUAAUCAUGUGAUGUAUGAAUGCUUAUUUAGAAUUAUGCAUUUGUGAUACGGAGUAUAUCUAGAGAUAUAAGUACAGAGUAAGAAAUGUAAAAACUAAAUGGUUUAGAUUUUUUAUUAAAAAAUAUAAUAUAUUUUGUUACUCAUUCAAAAACAUUUUAAACCAACCUUGCAAGUUGAGAGUCUGAUGUCUUGUUUUUUCAUUGUGAAAUUAUGCUUUAUUAAAAUGUGAUAAGUUAUUGAUUUAAAUGUGCCUCUCUUGAGUUUAUCACUUUCUCUGCUGUGGCAAAAAGAUGAACUCUGACCUUUCAAACCAGUUACUAUUCCAGAUCAGUUUCACAGCUGCACAAACAGGA